GUUCUCGGGCCGCGUCCUCCGUCCCCUCUCGGACCCCGGCCCGGCCCUGGGCCUGUCGGGACUUGUAGUCCCCGGGCGGCGGCCGCGCGCGGCGCGGAGGACGCGGGGCGCCGCCCGCGCCCGCCUCCCGCGAACCUGCAGGCCGAGGCGGGGGGCCCCGGGAGGCGCCGUCGGGCCGGUGAUUGGCCGAGGCCGCCCCCAGCCCCCUCCCCGGCCCCUCCCCCGCGCGGCGGGCGGCGACCGAGCGAGCGCGCGUGCAGCCGCCGCCGCCCCAGCUCCGCAGCUCCCGCAGCUCGGCCGCCGAGGGACCGCGGAGAGACGCACGCCCGGGCGAGCCCCGCAGCCGCAGCAUCCCGGCAGAGACCAUGCUCGCCAACUCCGCCAGCGUGCGCAUUCUCAUCAAGGGGGGCAAGGUGGUGAACGAUGACUGCACCCACGAGGCCGACGUCUACAUCGAGAAUGGCAUCAUCCAGCAGGUGGGCCGCGAGCUCAUGAUCCCCGGUGGCGCCAAGGUGAUCGACGCCACCGGGAAGCUGGUCAUCCCUGGCGGCAUCGACACCAGCACCCACUUCCACCAGACCUUCAUGAAUGCCACGUGCGUGGACGACUUCUACCACGGCACAAAGGCGGCGCUGGUGGGCGGCACCACCAUGAUCAUGGGCCUGGUCCUGCCCGACAAGGAGGCCUCGCCUGUGGAUGCCUACGAAAGGUGCCGGGCGCUGGCCGACCCCAAGGUCUGCUGUGACUACGCCCUCCACGUGGGAAUCACCUGGUGGGCACCCAAGGUAAAAGCCGAAAUGGAGACGCUGGUGAGGGAGAAGGGCGUCAACUCGUUCCAGAUGUUCAUGACCUACAAGGACCUGUACAUGCUGCGGGACAGCGAGCUGUACCAAGUGCUGCACGCCUGCAAGGACAUCGGGGCCAUCGCCCGGGUGCAUGCAGAGAACGGGGAGCUGGUGGCCGAGGGUGCCAAGGAGGCGCUCGACUUGGGAAUCACGGGCCCGGAGGGAAUCGAGAUCAGCCGCCCCGAAGAGCUAGAAGCUGAAGCCACGCACCGUGUCAUCACCAUCGCCAACAGGACUCACUGUCCCAUCUACCUGGUCAGCGUGUCCAGCAUCUCGGCCGGCGACGUGAUCGCAGCUGCUAAGAUGCAAGGGAAGGUGGUGCUGGCCGAGACCACCACGGCCCACGCCACGCUGACGGGCCUGCACUACUACCACCAGGACUGGUCCCACGCCGCCGCCUACGUCACGGUGCCACCCCUGAGACUCGACACCAACACCUCCACCUACCUCAUGAGCCUGCUGGCCAAUGACACUCUGAACAUCGUGGCGUCGGACCACCGGCCUUUCACCACCAAGCAGAAGGCCAUGGGCAAGGAGGACUUCACCAAGAUCCCGCACGGCGUCAGCGGCGUGCAGGACCGCAUGAGCGUGGUCUGGGAGCGCGGAGUGGUGGGAGGCAAGAUGGAUGAGAACCGUUUUGUGGCCGUCACCAGCUCCAAUGCAGCGAAGAUCCUCAACCUGUAUCCCCGCAAGGGCCGCAUCAUCCCCGGAGCCGACGCCGACGUGGUGGUGUGGGACCCAGAGGCCACCAAGACCAUCUCGGCCAGCACCCAGGUGCAGGGAGGCGACUUCAACCUCUAUGAGAACAUGCGCUGCCAUGGCGUCCCGCUGGUCACCAUCAGCCGGGGCCGCGUCGUGUACGAGAACGGCGUCUUCAUGUGCGCCGAGGGCACUGGCAAGUUCUGUCCCCUGAGGUCCUUCCCGGACACCGUGUACAAGAAGCUGGUGCAGAGGGAGAAGACCCUGAAGGUGAAGGGCGUGGACCGCACCCCCUACCUGGGCGACGUGGCAGUCGUGGUGCACCCUGGGAAGAAGGAGAUGGGCACGCCGCUCGCGGACACCCCGACCCGGCCCGUCACCCGGCACGGGGGCAUGAGGGACCUGCACGAGUCCAGCUUCAGCCUCUCCGGUUCUCAGAUUGACGACCACGUUCCAAAGCGGGCCUCGGCUCGGAUCCUCGCUCCCCCGGGGGGCAGGUCCAGCGGCAUCUGGUAAAGGCGCCGAGCAGGCCCCCCCGAGAGAGGACGCGCCGCUCCACCAACCCGCACCCCCUCCGGCCGGCCGCAGCUGUGGGCGGGAGAGGCGGGGCGGGGGCGCCACCCCAGGGCCCCUCCCCACUGCCAUGUGAGUCACUGUGCUUCGAGCCCACCCGACAGGCACUCGGACACGACU
This is a messenger RNA of Sorex fumeus (smoky shrew), 2237 nucleotides long. RefSeq names its product dihydropyrimidinase like 5 (gene DPYSL5). Gene Ontology annotation, molecular function: hydrolase activity, acting on carbon-nitrogen (but not peptide) bonds, in cyclic amides. The record is from RefSeq and is a predicted model, not a curated record. Gene Ontology annotation, cellular component: cytoplasm; cytosol. NCBI's taxonomy places the organism in Eukaryota, Metazoa, Chordata, Mammalia, Eulipotyphla, Soricidae. The transcript has 13 exons. The coding region runs from base 366 to 2060 and encodes 564 amino acids.